Messenger RNA from Adineta steineri, 2172 nucleotides. NCBI's taxonomy places the organism in Eukaryota, Metazoa, Rotifera, Eurotatoria, Adinetida, Adinetidae. The record is from the annotation of a GenBank genome assembly.
AUGACGACAUCUGGAAAUUCAUCACAAUAUAUGGUAACAAAAAAUAUGAAAUUCGAGGCUAAAUUAGCUCGAUAUUUAAUAUCUGAUCCUGGUGAUCAAUUGCUCGGUUAUGAUGCAUGUAUUGAAAGACAAGGAAGUAGUAUAUCAUAUCGUUUAAUUGUUUUGGGUUUGGAAUCCAUUUAUCUAACGGAUAAUCCACCGAAAAUUGCUCAAUUAGAACAACCAUAUAUUUACUAUCGUGAUAUUCUUCGUGCUGAACUGAUUGAUGAUUUUCCAGACUUUUUAACUGGAAAUGAAAGAAUGAAUACACUACAUCUGCGUUUACGUGUAAUGAUGCCAUUAAAUAAAAAUAAAAAAAGUAAAAAGAAGAAACCUAAAUCAACAAGUGUCGAUGAUAUGGAAACAAUUCCAAGUUUAUUUGAUCGAACUACGUUAGAAAAUAUUAAUAAUUAUAUGGAACAUUUAACUCCAAGACGUUCAUCAUCAAAUCGUGAUCUUUAUCAAGCACCAUUAUCACAAAUGUAUGCAGCUAUUCCACUUCUUCUAUCUUCAACAGCAGCACCACCACCAACAACAACAGCAGAAGCAAAUGAAUCUGAUCCAUUACAUUUACCUCUUCAUCAACUUGAUGAUUCAUCAAUAACAACAAGUUUAAAUACAUCAUUAGAAUUUAAAGAACGUCUCGAUCAAUUAAAUAUCAGUGGUGAUCGUUCACAUUUUCAACGUUUAUUUUCUACACGUCGGACAUUAUCUGACGAGCAAAGAUCAACGUCACGAUCAAAAUCAGCUCGAUCAUUAUCGAAAAAAAAGGCUAAUAGUGAUUCUGAUUGGAUUCCAGAUACACCAAGACUUAAUCGAUACAUAUUACAAAAACAUGAAGAUGAUCUUUAUGGUAUUUUACAUACACCACGUAGUACUCCACGAGUAAAUCACGAUGAUGAAAUGUUAUUAUCAUCAACAGCUCGUUCGACCUUAACAGAUUUAUCUUUAACAAGUAAUACAAGUAUAAAUACGACUAAUAAUGACGAAUCAAGUGUAUAUUGUCCAUCAAUUGAAGAAGUGAGAAGUCUUCGAGAUGAUGUUGAUGAAGAUAUGAAAGAUAUCGAUAUAUAUUUUCUCAGUUUAAAUUCCAAAAUUCCAGAAAUAUUAAGUGCUGCAUUAAGUAAUUAUAUUAUUGUUUCAACAUUACGUUAUGAAGGUAACCCACAAACAUCAAGAUUAUCAACAAUCGAUCGUCUUCAAUAUUCAAUGGAUACUAUGAUGAUGAAAUUUUCUGAAUUAAAAGCGGAAAUUUUACAAUCGCAUAAUAAUACCGAUCAAUUAAUUCAAUUAACCGAUGAAUUAUAUAAUGCAUGUGACAAAUAUUCGAAAGUAAAAGAACUUUUUUGGAAGGAUACAGAUUUAUUUAUUUAUUAUGUUGCACAUUUUCAUUCUUGUUGUCAAAUAAUAUCGAAUAAUGAAUUUGAUAAUAGUACAAUGAAUUUUUCUUUUUCAAUUAUGCAAUUAUUAAAUCAAGUUUUUUUAAAUACAUUUGCAUCAAAUGAACGAUUAACACGUUUAACACAUGAUCAAUGUUCACGACUUCAACUUCUUACAAAUUGUCUUUUAAUGCCACCGAUAACUUUACUUACUACGCAAACAACAACAUCUGAUAAAACAAUAUCAAAUGAAAUAUUAAAAGACACAUAUAGAAUAGUAUUAAAAUGGAUAUUUGUAUCAUGUGCUUUAUUAUGGCAAAUUGGUGAUAUACUUAGUCGACCAUCAUGGACAUCGAAAAGUUUUCGUUUCCAACAUUUUAUUGAAUUAUUUGAAAAACAACAACAAAAAGAUGAUUAUUUUGAUUUGUUUGUUGAUUCAAUAUCAAAAUUAACAAUGAAUAAUGAAAAUAAAGAUCCAUUAAGUCCAAAACAUGCAUUAUAUGUAUACCAAAUAUUUUCUACACUAUCAAUGUUAUUAACUAAUUCAGCAAUACUCUCAGAAUAUCUUCGUGAUCGAUAUCUUGAAGAUUUUAAAUAUUUUUUAAAAGAAGACGUUACACUUUCACGAAUUCCUGUUCAAUAUCCAGUGUAUCGUUUUAUACCUGAUUUAAUUCGAAGUGUUCAUCAUCGUAUAUUAUAUGGUGACUCAAAUUUAAAUACAUCGACACAUAUAAAACAUCGUCAACUUAUUUAA